AGUGGCGAGAUUUGAAGCCGAAGAAGAAGCAGCGAAGUCGGCCAGAGCGAAAACCGGAGCUGGGGGGGGGGCGUGUGAAAGUUAACGCGGCGGGUCUCGAAAGCCCGAAAACAGGUGCAUAAACGCGGUGUGAAUGAAACAGGCAAGCUGGAGGACUUCGACAUGGCAUCGGGAGAAACCCUGUACAUCGGGUCGGACGGCACGGAGAUGCCGGCCGAGAUCGUAGAGCUCCACGAGAUAGAGGUGGAGACCAUCCCGGUGGAGACUAUCGAGACCACGGUGGUCGGUGGCGAGGACGACGACGACGAGGAUAACGACGAUGUACAGCCCAUGAUAGCGCUCCAGCCGCUGGACGACGACCCGGGCUCCAUCCACCACCACCAUCAAUACCAUCACCAUCACCACCACCAUCAUCCAGAGGUUAUCCUCGUCCAGACCCGUGAGGAGGUAGUCGGCGGGGAUGAGUCCGACUUGCACACGGAUGAUGGCGGCGGGGGCUUCGAGGACCAGAUCCUCAUCCCGGUGCCGGCCCCCGGAGUGGAGGACGAGUAUAUUGAGCAGACGUUAGUGACUGUAGCCGGGAAAAGCUCCAUGGGUCGGGUGAAACGAGGAGGCGGCGGCUCGGGCGGGAAGAAAGCGGGCAAAAAGAGCUAUAUAAGCGGUGUGGAGACUGGAGCGAGGAAAUGGGAACAGAAGCAAGUACAAAUAAAAACUCUGGAGGGGGAAUUCUCCGUAACGAUGUGGGCGUCGGACACCCAUGAAGACAUUGACCAUGAGUCAGUGGUGGAGGAGCAGAUCGUGGGCGAGAACUCUCCACCCGACUACUCGGAGUACAUGACGGGGAAAAAGCUACCCCCGGGCGGCAUCCCAGGCAUCGACCUCUCAGAUCCCAAGCAACUGGCUGAGUUUGCCAGGUGCAAACCUCUUGUAAUGAAACCCAGGAAAAUCAAAGAGGACGACGCACCCAGGACGAUAGCUUGCCCUCAUAAAGGCUGCACAAAGAUGUUCAGGGACAAUUCGGCCAUGAGGAAGCACCUGCACACCCACGGGCCUCGCGUCCACGUCUGCGCAGAGUGCGGCAAGGCCUUCGUAGAGAGCUCCAAGCUCAAGCGCCACCAGCUCGUCCACACGGGAGAGAAGCCCUUCCAGUGCACCUUCGAAGGCUGCGGCAAGCGCUUCUCGCUGGACUUCAACCUGCGCACCCACGUGCGCAUCCACACGGGCGACCGCCCCUACGUGUGCCCCUUCGACGGCUGCAAUAAGAAGUUCGCUCAGUCCACCAACCUGAAGUCGCACAUCCUCACACACGCCAAAGCCAAGAACAACCAAUGAGACGAUUUCCUUCCCACUCCCCUCCUCAAUGCGCCGUGAAGAAGAGAAAGAGAAAACACUGAACACUUUUUUUUUUUUUUGCCGCCUCCCGCCAUUUGCAUUUUGAAUGGGAAAGAUGGAGCCUCCCUACCCCCACGCAAAAGACUUGUUUUUACCAGUGUGGUUUUCAUAUACCAUAGUCACAUGGCUUUUAUUUGCCAUUCUGGUGUGCACGUUGUACACCAACAAGCUAUGUUACACUAACACCUUCUUCUUGUCGGCACAAGAAACCAAUAACCACCUAUACUCUUUGUAGACGAUCGGACACAGAGGUGCGAUUCUUUUUAAUCCAAUCUUUUAGUGGCUUUUCCCGUUCUCGACCAGCGAGCGGCAAAAGAGGUGCGAGCGUCACUUCCCUUUUUGUUUCAGAUGUGCUGUAAAGACUUGAGAAUAAUUACUCUUCUCUUUUUGUCUUCAUGUUGUAUAUCAACUGGCCACAAUAAAAAAACAGUCAUCCCUAUUGGAAUAGUAACGUAAUCAGUACAGAGGCUUUCUGUCUUAAUUGACUUUUACCCUUAUGUGAUUUUUUUUUCAUAUUUCAGGCAUCUGGCAGCAAAGUGACUGUUUCGGAAUUGAUUUUUUGUACGUUUGUUUUAGAAGACAGGUGGUAAGAUGUCUGCUGUAUUUGCUUUGAAAUUGCAGGAUGCUUAAUCGGGUGUGAUUUUUGGUGUUGAGGUCUCUAAUAUAUUGGUGAUCUCCUUUGCUACACGGGUGCGUUAAACUGCUCUUGCCACAAAAAAUAAACACAUUGUUAGAUUA
This is a messenger RNA of Syngnathus typhle (broad-nosed pipefish), 2130 nucleotides long. It is a transcript of the gene yy1b, whose product is annotated as YY1 transcription factor b. The coding region runs from base 163 to 1332 and encodes 389 amino acids. Gene Ontology annotation, cellular component: PcG protein complex; transcription regulator complex. The record is from RefSeq and is a predicted model, not a curated record. The transcript has 5 exons. NCBI's taxonomy places the organism in Eukaryota, Metazoa, Chordata, Actinopteri, Syngnathiformes, Syngnathidae. Gene Ontology annotation, biological process: regulation of transcription by RNA polymerase II. Gene Ontology annotation, molecular function: RNA polymerase II cis-regulatory region sequence-specific DNA binding; DNA-binding transcription factor activity, RNA polymerase II-specific.